GAUGGCGUCAGCGCGCCCCGCCCCUCGUCCGGAGGCCGCUUCCGUCGCGGACGGCGUCGCUCUGGUGUCGGCGGCGCGGCUGGGGCCAGCCCCGCACGCCCCCUCCCCUCCCUCCCGGUGCCGAGUGUCGGGGGCCGCCGGUCGCCGCCCGGCAGCUGGCGGGCGCCUCCCCGGCGGCGGCGGCGCAUGUGCCCCGGCGGGGGUGGCGGGGCGGCGGUGAGGGCCGGGGAGCAUGGCCGCUCCCGGGUCGGAGAAGAGCAGCAAGAAGAAGACGGAGAAGAAGCUCGCCGCCCGGGAGGAGGCGAAGCUGCUCGCGAGCUUUAUGGGGGUGAUGAACACCAUGCGCAAGCAGCUGAGUGGAGGUCAGCCAAGAGUGAAAUAAUUGAGAAUGAAGCUGGGACAGAGUCGCAAGGUGUUGCUGAACCUGUUAUUUGGAAGAAAACUCUAUGUGAUGUCAUUCUUAUGGUUCAAGAAAGAAAGAUCCCAGCUCACCGUGUUGUACUUGCUUCAGCCAGUCAUUUUUUUAACUUGAUGUUUACUACAAAUAUGCUUGAAUCAAAGUCCUUUGAAGUGGAGCUAAAAGAUGCAGAACCUGACAUUAUUGAACAGCUGGUGGAGUUUGCUUAUACAGCAAGAAUCUCAGUUAACAGCAAUAAUGUCCAGUCUUUACUAGAUGCAGCAAACCAAUAUCAAAUUGAACCUGUGAAAAAAAUGUGUGUGGACUUUUUAAAAGAACAAGUUGAUGCUUCCAAUUGUCUUGGUAUAAGUGUUUUAGCAGAAUGCCUAGACUGUCCAGAACUGAAAGCCACUGCAGAUGACUUUAUCCAUCAGCAUUUCACUGAAGUUUACAAGACAGAUGAGUUUCUUCAGCUUGACGUUAAGCGCGUGACACAUCUCUUGAACCAAGAUACGUUGACAGUGAGGGCAGAAGACCAGGUUUAUGAUGCAGCAGUCAGAUGGCUGAAGUACGACGAACCAAAUCGCCAGCCGUACAUGGUUGAUAUUCUUGCUAAAGUCCGAUUUCCUCUUAUAUCAAAGAACUUCUUAAGUAAAACAGUUCAGGCUGAACCACUUAUUCAGGAUAACCCAGAAUGCCUUAAAAUGGUGAUCAGUGGGAUGCGAUACCAUCUGCUUUCCCCAGAAGACAGAGAAGAGUUAGUGGAAGGUACGCGACCAAGAAGAAAAAAACACGAUUAUCGCAUUGCUUUGUUUGGAGGCUCACAGCCCCAGUCCUGCAGAUAUUUUAAUCCAAAGGAUUACAGCUGGACAGACAUCCGAUGUCCCUUUGAAAAGCGCAGGGAUGCAGCUUGUGUCUUCUGGGACAACGUAGUUUAUAUUUUGGGUGGUUCCCAGCUCUUCCCUAUAAAGCGAAUGGACUGCUACAAUGUGGUGAAGGAUAGCUGGUAUUCCAAGCUAGGACCUCCAACACCUCGAGAUAGCCUUGCAGCCUGUGCUGCUGAGGGCAAAAUUUAUACAUCUGGUGGUUCAGAAGUGGGAAAUUCUGCACUGUAUUUAUUUGAAUGCUAUGACACAAGAACAGAAAGCUGGCACACAAAGCCCAGCAUGCUGACUCAGCGAUGCAGCCACGGAAUGGUAGAGGCGAAUGGUCUCAUUUAUGUAUGUGGAGGAAGCUUGGGAAACAAUGUUUCUGGGAGAGUCCUAAAUUCCUGUGAAGUUUAUGAUCCAUCCACAGAAACGUGGACUGAACUGUGUCCAAUGAUUGAAGCCAGGAAGAAUCAUGGGCUGGUGUUCGUAAAGGACAAAAUAUUUGCUGUGGGUGGACAAAAUGGCUUAGGUGGCCUUGAUAAUGUAGAAUAUUACGAUAUCAAGAUGAAUGAAUGGAAGAUGGUGUCUCCAAUGCCAUGGAAAGGUGUAACAGUGAAGUGUGCGGCUGUGGGAUCUAUAGUCUAUGUCCUGGCUGGUUUUCAGGGUGUUGGUCGAUUAGGGCACAUUCUUGAAUAUAAUACUGAAACAGACAAGUGGAUAGCCAACUCCAAAGUCCGUGCUUUCCCAGUGACAAGUUGUUUAAUCUGUGUUGUAGACACUUGUGGGGCAAAUGAAGAAACUUUAGAGGCCUGAAGACCCAUAGGAGAUGCUGAGAAUUCUUCAAGGACUUGGGGAGAGAUGGCUAUUGGUGCUUUGCUUCCAUGUUUUACCGAAUCCCGUUAAACUGAGUAAUAGGAAAAACUGAGAUGCAGUCUUUCAAUUUGUAUAUACAGCAUACUGUAUAACAUGGAUUUUGUCAUGCCCAUUUUCUUGUUUGUUUUAAGAGAUGGGGAUGUGUUUUGAGAAUCCACUUACCUAGCUGAGAUCAUAUGGCAUCUUCCUUUAAAAGGACUCUGUGUGUGGCCUUGAUAAAAACAGACCCAAUCCAAUUCAUUUGAUGAAAAUAAGAUUUCUGGUUAAAUUACACUUUACUGAGCCCAGUUGCAGAGAUUCUUCAUUUAAUAAAGGUGAGUAAGUUCAGCUUGGGUCAUGAGGAAUAGGAGCUAAAAUUUUUCUCACUGAUACCUACCUGCAGAAAUUCUGCUAAGAUGCAAUGAAGAUUUUUUCCUCAGGAAAGAGCAAGGACAGAUUCCCACGGUCAAUGGGGAUAGGUUAUACAGCUCUCCAGAUCAUGAUAGCUGUUCUCUUCCAGUAACUUUCUUCCAUCAUCUGCAUGACUGCAUAUCAAUUUUUAAAGUUAAACAGGCCAUAUAUAUAGGUUAUAGGAACACUUUGCUAAUGACAUCUUUGGCAUUUUUGGAGGCUUUCACAGAAAAAUAUUCUUCUUCUUUUGUUAUACUGAGGUAGGGGAAUGGUGAGGGAAGUCCACAAUAAUUGUGCACUAUAAUUAGCAAGCUGGAAACUUGGGAUUAAUUUUCAAUAAUCUUCCCAAGCAUCAGACUGUACAUACUGUGGAUGUCAAGCCAUUAGCAAAGAUAGGAACAGGAAUGGGAAAGCAAAGUCAAUACAACAAAUGUAUUGAUUUUCUUCUUGAAAAUGACUGUUUUUAAAAUGACAUGAACCAAGUCAUUAAAGAUACUUUAUAGAAGUCUUCUAAAGGUGCAUAUGGUUAUUAAUCUCUGGUUUAUAAGCAUAUAGUUCUGUAAAUGCUUCCAGCCAAUAUGACAGUAAAUUUCUUCCAGCGUAGAAGUUGAGCUUGUCAAGCUAUUGGUGUCAAUACUGUGGACAUCUUCCAGCUUCUGGAAAACUUAUACAAACUAUGUAUCUAUGUCUGUCCUGCUCCCAUGCUAGUUUUAUUAAUAAUCUUCUUCCUAAUUUUGUCACUUCUCUUAACUUGCUAAUUUUUUCAGAUCUGUUUCUAUGAGACUAUCGAGUUAACUUAAAAAGUUGGUGCUUGCCUACCUGUACCUUGUGCAUCACUGGUGGUGUGGAUUUCUGGUCUGUUUUAUUUCUGAAGAUCCUCCAAGUUCUCAGAAGUAGUAUAAAUGCCAGUUUUCAAAGUCAAGUGCUUCUUUGAGGACUUCCUCCUGCUUGUCUUCCUCAUCUUGACAACUCUGCAUGCACAGAACGUAGUAGAUGCACUCAUGGGCUUAACAGUUGUUCCUGCAACUCAGUUCUUUAUUCAGUAGUAUGUGAAUGAUAUAAAACUUUUUAUUUUUCUGUU
Molecule: messenger RNA, 3610 nt
Organism: Phalacrocorax carbo (great cormorant)
Lineage: Eukaryota; Metazoa; Chordata; Aves; Suliformes; Phalacrocoracidae
Source: RefSeq, a predicted model, not a curated record